GGAGAAUGGCGUGUGCGAGGAUUUAGACUCAUUCCGAUUCAUCGCAGGGAGUGAUUGCUGCCGCUUUUGCUGUCUGAUAGCUUUGUGGCUGGUUCCCCACCACCAGCACGCCUGAUGGACGUCAAUCAGGUGAAUGUGCGGACGCGGGAGGGCUCACAAGGGCUCACAAGACAGAGGAUGACAGACGAGCACAGCAGAGAGAAUGCAGGCAGAGAAAGCCGCCUUUGCCAUGCUUUCGACCACUCUGAUCUGCUGUUCUGGCAUGGUUGCAGGGGGUCUCUUACGGUUCGUCGCGGCUUGUUCUUAGCAGCAUAAGAGCGGCGCCAUGAGUGUAGCUCAGGUGAGCGGCGGCCUGGCGGCCAGGAGAGGGCAGCAUCUCCCAUUCACCGCCGGGUGUGUCCUUGUGUGUGCUGUGUGUGGUGUUCAGUUGAAGCAGCAGGCGGCGGGCGUCAAGCAGGGCUUGGACCAGCUGCUCCAGCUCCACUCGGAGGUAGCAAGGGCUGACACAACUGACAGGCCUGACAUCUCAUUGGUUGAAUCGUGUAUGUGUUGUUCGCUGCCAUGUUCUGUCGGUGAGUCAGGUGGGUGCAUCUGUGUCCCAGAUCAACCAGCUGGACCCUGCCUAUCACCCUGCCGAGGUACACACAUAGCCUGCACAAGGCCACCGAGGAAGGCGUUCCACCAGAUGGUGUCUGCUGUUCCCUCUGCUGCUGGACAACCGCAGGCGUCAUCGAAUGAGUCGCUGCAGGUGCACGUGCAGCUGUCCCUCGCCGCCGCCCAUGUCAACAGCGCCGUCACUCAGCUGUCGUCCGUCAGGUCGGGCCUCUCGGGAGCCGUUGGUGCGCUGAGGGCGACAGGCGCACCACCACCAGUCAUUAGCUCGGCAGCUGAAGGGACCGAUCAACAGCCACAGGUACAGAUCAUGCAAUGCACAGAGUCAGUAGAAAGCAUUUCAUCGAUUGCCCCCCCAUGUGUUGGUCACAGACCCGGCGCCCAUCGUAUCGUCUGAUCCAUCGAAGCGGCAACCCUCCCCCCGUCCACCAAGGACCGGUCAGACUGACCAUGACAGAUCUGAUACACCGAACCAUCUUGACCUUACUUUGAUGUCAUGUUGGUUGCCACAUCAGGCCCGUCGUCGGCUGUCCCGUGACGAGUUGGCCAACGUCUUCGGCCACCUGCAGCCCUGGGAGCUGACGCGCCACCGCCGGCCCCUCGGCACGCCCCUCUUCCAUCAGUCGGCCGCCAACUACACCCACCUGGUCAUCGACUGUGAGGACGACACGGCGCGGCGCAUGUGGGAGACCAUGCCGCUGGCCGUGGCACACAAGUGGGGCAAGAGGGCGACCAACGUGCGAGAGAUCAAGCACCGCCACCCGGCGAUGCGAGACGGAUGGUGUCGCGGGACGUGGGUGACGCUAGUGGAGGGUCAUGCCAUCGGGCGGGCGGUCAUCGCAGACAAGAAGCGACGGGAGAGGGAGGGCGGGGAGGGCACAGCUGCUGCCGCGGCAGAGCAAGAGGACGAUGGCAGCUGGUCGGCUGACGAGGGCACACUGGAGGUGCUGUCAUUCGAGGAGGUCAAGCUCAACCACAGCAUUGACAUCCCCUACCCUGUCCCCUCAUCUGCCCUGCCCGCCGCCCCCGUCCACCUGCCCGCACUCAAGACCGUCGACAACAUACCCGGCGAGUACAUGAAGACUCGCGUCGGCCGCCAGUGGCUGACGCCCGCUGUCAGGACGCUCAUCAUUCGAGACCCCUUAGCUGAGGUGGCGGGUGCGAGGGCAUGGGUGGCCGACUGUGAGGCCAUUGAGGUGCUCCAACGCCGUGGGUGGGGCGCUGAGGAUGCGACGAAUAUGCUGAGUGCGCUGCCCGCCGACGGGAAGUCGUUCGCAGCGCUUCACACACUGCGCGGCAUCCGGCUGGGUUUUGGUACCCCCGCCGAGAUCGACAGGCUGCGUGAGGUGCUGGUGGCAAGAGGCGUCAGGCGGUCCAUUCGCGAGCUCAAGAUCGUGUGGAACACACUGAGCAACACAGACGAGGACUGGGAGAGACUGCAGAAGACCGCACAGCUCGUGUAAGGACAUAUGAGCAGAGGAGGAAGUUCAGCUCUGCGUGGCAUAUACCAGAUGUGCUCGUCUUCUGGUGCAUUACUGCAGAGACGCCGUCGCGCAUUCCGAAGCUCUGUCGAGGCGCGUUGUGGGCAACAUCAGGGGGCGUGGAAGGAUCGACGACGAGCUCCUCUCGCGCACCAGCAGCGGCGGCACUCCCACCAUGCAGAGGAUCAUGCACGAAUUCGCCAAGACAGCCGGCAUGGUGACUUACAGCGGAGAGGACGAGGCCACCCCGCCGGCCAUCUCGGACGACACAUUCCUCGCCGCCCACACCCUGCUGCUGCUGAACGUUGCCCUCGACGAUGAGGCCAAGAAGAAGCGGGCGGUCGAGAUCGCCUCACACAUGCCCAGCCUGUCGUAUAUCGAGGCAGGAGACUACCAGAACGAUGUGCCGCUGGAUGCACCCGUCCGUGAGGUGUGGCGGUUCCUCGAGAAGCUGCAGACGGUGCUGGUCAGCAAGGGGAGGCAGAACAUCCUGACGCUGUACCUUGCCGUAUCUGCCGCCGACUUCACAGCACCCCUCAGCCAUGGCCGGAGCCCAUCGCUGUGGGGUCAGGGCGUGAACGCCAAGCGGCCGCCGAUCGAGAAAGUGUAUGUCUCUGUUGAUGGUGAGCGGGAAUGGGAAUAAGCAGGGACCGCCAUUGGCCGUGUCGUCUCUAUAUGACGGUAAUGUUUGUCGUUCAGGCCAUGUAGAGGAAGACAAGCUGGAGAGAUUCUACCAGCACGCGAUGGCCUCGAUCAACUCAUACAACCACAAGCUCAAGGUGCGCCGCGCACCACCCACACACAGAUGACUCACUGCCGGGCGAUGUGUGUGUGCCCUUUCUCGUGUUGCUUGAAUGAAUGACAGGGCCACAAGAGGACCGAAGUGUGCUUUAUGGACGACGCCGUGGGCACCGACUUCGACCGGCGCUUCCUGGCUCAGCAGAUUAGCCUCAACUUCAGCGGCGGGCCAUACGAGUUCAGCUUCAAUGCCGACGGGAUGGUUGCAGAGCGCCGCGACGUGGAGGUAGGGACAACGGCUCAUACACAAAGCGUUUGCACCCCCCCGAAGUGCCUUGAGCGUCUGUCAACCUGUGUGCGCUGUGCUCUGCUGUGCUGUGCUGUCCUGAGUCAGAUCGGCACAGAAGGAUGACACCGGUAGAGCUGGCCACUUGUGGGUGGAUGGAUGGAUGGCUGCUGCCGUGAGUGAGCAGCUUGAUGGCGUGUACAGGCGGUGGACAGUGGACAGGUAGAUAGACAGACAGUUAGACCCCUAGAUCGACGGCCGGAUGGAGGGGUACUUUACUCAUCCAUCGCUCAUGCCCACCACGGCCCAGACACGACAGGCCUGUGGGCGAUUCUGCAUGUGUAACUGCUUGUUUUCUUGCUUGAUGCGUGCGUGCAUUGCUGUUGGUGUCCAUGACCUUCCUGCCGCAUCACUGAUGUGCGUGUGAAUGAAAGUGCAUGCAUCUGUGCCUUCCCAAAUCAAAGCAAGUCAGGGCCUCUAUAGGAAGGCGUGUUAGGUAUUGCAAUUCAACACUUGUCGUUAAUG
Molecule: messenger RNA, 3642 nt
Organism: Vitrella brassicaformis
Lineage: Eukaryota; Vitrellaceae
Source: the annotation of a GenBank genome assembly